GGCACCGGUAGAGUGCGGUGUUACAGGGAGAUACCGGAUGUGAGCACACAAAUUUCAAGAGAAGGAGGAGGCGCUAACGUAGGAGUUUGUUUUACAUGAAAACAAAAGUGAUUGUAGAAUAUGUGGUAAGAAGCGGUGACGUGAGGUGUGUGUUUACCCGGGCACGAUGACUACUCAGAGAGUGCUUCCUCAGAGCAAAGAGACUCUACUGCAAAACUACAACAAGAGGCUCAAAGAUGACAUCCGCUCCAUUAUGGACAACUUUACAGAAAUAGUCAAGACAGCAAAGAUUGAGGAUGAGACACAGGUAUCCCGACCUACUCAGGCAGAGCAGGACCAUUAUGAGAUGCAUGUCAGAGCAGCCAACAUUGUACGUGCCGGCGAGUCCCUCAUGAAGCUGGUCUCUGACCUGAAGCAGUUCCUAAUUCUGAACGACUUCCCCUCCGUGAACGACGCCAUCAGCCUGCAGAACCAGCAGCUCCGCUCGCUACAGGAAGAGUGCGACAAGAAGCUCAUGUCACUCCGUGACGAGAUUGCCAUCGACCUGUAUGAGCUAGAGGAAGAAUAUUACUCCUCCAGCUACAGUCAGUGGGACAGCACUGACCUGCCUCUGUGCGAGGCCUACCGCCGUCGAGACAGUUGGGCCUCCGCGAACAGCAGCAACAGUUCUACGCACGGGGAGCGCGAGGACGUGGACGGGCCUCCAUCUCAGGAGACGAACCCCCAGCACCACCUUAACGGACACGGGACCGCCUCCGUAGAGAAACCGUGAGGAGGAAAGGGGGACACCUGUCGGUUUGCUUUUGCCCAGUUUGGAUCAGUUAUAGCUUGUGAACCGUUGUUUGACUUGCUACUUUUUUGUAUCGAGGACUUUAAAACUGGACUUAAACUUUGCAAUGAAUGGUUUCUUUUGGAUUAACACAUCACAAAAGUAAGAGACUGUUGUAUUAAACCACCUAAAAUGCUUGUGUUGAGUGGUAGGCUCUUAAGUGCAACUGCUGCUUUCCAAGAUCUGCAUCAAGCCUAGUUACAAACUAGAAGAUAUAUUUGAUAAAGAACUCCACUGUAAAAAGUCUAGACUUGAAUCACGUUCAGUAAAAGAAGUAAAAGAAAAUGAAGACAACUUUAAACUCACCUUUGAAACUCAAGUACUUUUUUAUAUUCCUGUGUUAGACUUUGCAUUAAAUGUAUUUUAUUUUUUUUAAGAAUGGCAUUGGUUUACUUUUGUCU
Molecule: messenger RNA, 1230 nt
Organism: Pundamilia nyererei
Lineage: Eukaryota; Metazoa; Chordata; Actinopteri; Cichliformes; Cichlidae
Gene: med22
Product: mediator complex subunit 22
Exons: 5
Coding region: 167-772 (201 amino acids)
Biological process (GO): regulation of transcription by RNA polymerase II
Cellular component (GO): mediator complex
Molecular function (GO): transcription coregulator activity
Source: RefSeq, a predicted model, not a curated record